This is a messenger RNA of Vombatus ursinus (common wombat), 1039 nucleotides long. RefSeq names its product neuraminidase 1 (gene NEU1). The record is from RefSeq and is a predicted model, not a curated record. Bases 170 to 1039 code for a protein of 289 amino acids. Gene Ontology annotation, molecular function: exo-alpha-sialidase activity. Gene Ontology annotation, cellular component: membrane; lysosome; cytoplasm. The transcript has 6 exons. Gene Ontology annotation, biological process: oligosaccharide catabolic process; ganglioside catabolic process. Lineage: Eukaryota; Metazoa; Chordata; Mammalia; Diprotodontia; Vombatidae.
UCGGCCAAUGAGCUCUCGUUCCUCCAGUGACUCCCAUGGGACCGACCGGGCUAAUCGGAAACCCUGUUACCUAAAGCUAGCCAGGCAAAGGAGCGGGAUCACCUGACUUGGUUCUCUAGCCUCUGCUCCCCUGCCGCGCUGUCAGUGUCUGGGGCUGGGAGCCGUUGCCAUGGAGGAGGAGAAGGGACUAGCGCCUCGGGAAACUCGGUCGCCGGGGUCGUGCCGAGUCCGCGGAGUCUGGCUUUCCCUGGUGAGCCUUCUGCUGCUGCCGCAGCUCCAAGGGUGGCGGGUGCCCGAUGACUUCAGCCUGGUACAACCAUUGGUGACUUUGGAGCAGCUCCUUUGGGUGAGUGGGAAGCAAACUGGGAAUGUGGACACUUUCAGAAUACCGCUGAUCUCGGCUACUCCCCGAGGGACCCUCCUUGCAUUUGCAGAGGCCCGGAAGAUGUCAUCCUCAGAUAGAGGGGCUAAAUUCAUUGCCAUGCGGAGGUCCACAGAUGGAGGUGCCACAUGGUCCCCCACAUCAUUUAUAGUGGACGAUGGGGAUGUUGCCGAUGGACUGAACCUGGGGGCCAUAGUUGGGGAUGUUGAAACGGGUACAAUGUUCCUUUUCUAUUCUCUCUGUGCGCAUUAUGAUGGGUGUUCUGUGGCUUCCACCAUGCUGGUGUGGAGCAAGGAUGAUGGCAUCACUUGGAGCCCACCCAGAAACCUCUCCUUGGAUAUUGGAACUGAAAUGUUUGCUCCAGGACCAGGCUCUGGCAUUCAGAAGCAGCAUAAGCCAUGUAAGGGCCGGCUCAUUGUCUGUGGCCAUGGAACCCUGGAGCGUGAUGGGGUCUCCUGCCUCAUUAGUGAUGACAAAGGAGCAUCCUGGCGCUAUGGCGGUAGUAUCAGUGGGAUUCCUUAUGGAGAACUUAAGAAGCCAAAUGACUUCAGUCCUGAUGAGUGCCAGAUUCACCCAUCUCUCCCCUGUGGCUCCAAGAAGCUGUGGCUGCAGCUGGUAGCUGGUAAACCUGGUAAGCCAUCUGGGCAGAAGGGCUAA